UGUGUGAUGCUCUAUAUGUUAUGCAAGUGCAGUAGCUUAGACUGUGUGAAGCUCUAUGUGUUAUGUGAGUGUAGUAUUUGUCAUUGUGUGAAGCUCUAUGUGUUAUGUGAGUGUAGUAUUUGUCAUUGUGUGAAGCUCUAUGUGUUAUGUGAGUGUAGUAUUUGUCAUUGUGUGAAGCUCUAUGUGUUGUGUGAGUGUAGUAUUUGUCAUUGUGUGAAGCUCUAUUGUAGUAUUUGUCAUUGUGUGAAGCUCUAUGUGAUAUGUGAGUGUAGUAUUUGUCAUUGUGUGAAGCUCUAUAUGUUUUGUGAGUGUAAUAUUUGUCAUUGUGUGAAGCUCUAUGUGUUAUGUGAAGUGUAA
Messenger RNA from Lottia gigantea (owl limpet), 357 nucleotides. RefSeq lists its product as hypothetical. The annotation marks the transcript as partial. The record is from RefSeq and is a predicted model, not a curated record. NCBI's taxonomy places the organism in Eukaryota, Metazoa, Mollusca, Gastropoda, Lottiidae. The transcript has 2 exons.